This is a messenger RNA of Anisakis simplex (herring worm), 5298 nucleotides long. The record is from the annotation of a GenBank genome assembly. NCBI's taxonomy places the organism in Eukaryota, Metazoa, Nematoda, Chromadorea, Rhabditida, Anisakidae.
AUGAGCAAACAGGGUUCUAAAGUUAAAGCCAAUCUUCCAGCUGGUGGAUUCGUCGCAUUGGGACGUGAUGGUCCAUCCAGCUCUUUGGAUAGCUCUUCUCGUCUUAGGGCUCACGUAUCCGGCAAAAGAGACCUUCCACAGAGUGGCGGAGGUGUUCUAAAGAAGCCGCGUCUUGAUAUACUUUCGAAGGGUUCGUCCACUGCUUCGUCAACCAUCCAGCUGAAGCGAUUCGAACAUGACGAAACAAAAUGGCGUCAGUUUUGUUCUGAGGUCACGCUGGAACCGAAGCAGUUAUUAUUGUCGUUGAUGAAUAGUUUUGAGAAGCAAAAAGCGCAAAAAGGAGCCAGAUUGAUUUGCGCAGCUGUUCGUGACCUUAUUUCGUAUCGUCGCGGCAACAACGUUUGGUCUGCCGAACCGCUCAUUAUCACAUCAGUUCUCUCAUUCUGCAAACAAUAUCCCACUUUUAUCACCCAUGAUGAGGUGGUGGAGGCGUUAUGUUCAUUGAUGCCCGCAGCCUUACCCAAUUCUUCACCUGCACUUUCUGUUGCACCCAUUCUGUUGUAUACAAUGCUGAAAGAAAGCAGUGAAUGGCCGUGGUGUUUGGUGGAAUGUCUCAUUGAUGACAGUUUGCAUGAACGGUAUUGGGUUGAUAGGACGUGUGCGGGUACACUGAUUGAUAAUAUUAUUACGGUUUUCGAUACGAAUUUACCACAUGAGGAUCUGUAUAGCUCUUGCGAAUUGCCCAUCCCUGAACGAUUGCAUCAUAAGCAGGUGCGAAAAAAUCGUUUCGAAGAUCUUGCAAAUAAGUCAUCCAAAAUCGAUACAAUUGUGGCGUAUAUUAGUGAAAUGUGCGAACGGAAAAGUGAUGCUGCACCAAGAAAUUUACUCAAAACAAUGACUUUGUGCACUGGCUGUGCGCAGAUUCGCCUUUUGGCCACUCAACGAAUGGAUAUUUGGUUGCUUAAUACGAAGUUGCAACGAAGUGCAAUGGAAUUGCUUCUGUCGAUUGCAUGUAAUAUUCGUAGUGUUUCCUCGAAUGAAGACACCGAAACACUGAGCGUUCUCCUUAAAUUGAAGGCGUUAAAGAGCAAACAAAUCAUCAACCUGCUUUCUGUGGCACUCAAGGAGAUUCUGAGCCAUGAUAGCGACUUUAUGAGUUCUAUUAUGAGAUUAUUACUCACGAAUGAGUUUUCAUCAGCUCGAUUCCCGUACAAUAUGACUAUGAUACAUUCAUUGUUCUCAUUUGACAAUGCAUUUGCAACCCAGGUAUUGGCUAGUGAAAUAUGUGAAAUGUUGGCCGUCAAAGAAGAAUAUUUGAAAGUCUCGCGUCCAUUUCUCCGAGAAUUCGUUCGUUCUCUGUUACGUGUCGACUUCGAUUUUGUUCUUUUCACUCGUUAUCUCUUCAAAACACUCAUCAAUAAAUUUCUCCCAACUUCUGCACCGGCACAUCUGUUCAAAUCGUUAAUGGACCUAUGUGGAAUGUUGCCAUUUCUGGCUGUUACACCAUCGGUACGUGAAGGUACUCAGUUAAGAAGAAAUGUCAAUGUCACUCCUUCACAAACUAAUCUCGACGCCCUCCAAAAGUUCUACACCGAAAUACUCAAAUUUUUCGAGGAGUGUGUCGAUUUUCUGAUAUCGCAUCACGCGUAUUGCAGUGAUAGUCGUUUAUAUGUUUACUCGUUUUAUCGCCUUCUCUAUUUAGCAUCGGCAGAUUACUAUUCGAGUGUUGACAAUUGGCCAUUAGAAGCGGACGUGACGCAGUUUAUGCGUGCCAUCUCAGAUGCACCCUUAAGUGAAGGGUUACUGCUGAAGAUUCUGAAGGCCGGUGCUGAGCAGACGAUACCAAUUGAUGCAGCGGAUACGAUCGAUCUGGUGGAGAACCUCAGCAAACGUGCUUCGAUCUCAUCUCCACUCAACGAGAGUGUGCGAAGUAUGAUAGAGAUCGAUAAUUGCGACGCAAUUUAUAGCUUAUUCGCAACAACUCUUUAUAAACCACCAAUAACAUUCCACUUACAAGAGAAAGAAUUACCGGCGUUGUCCGUUCGAACACUUUAUUGGAAAGCAUGGAUCAUAACGAUUAUGUGGGCAUCACUCAAUAAACAUUCCCUUAUCAAAGAGGCUUACUUGAAAUUCCCAACUCUCAAAGUUGCCUUCAAAAUGCUGCUCUCAUGGGACUAUCAUUUCCCUCCAAUGGCAAAUGCUGGCAAUCCAGAGGGUGUGGAACGAAUGUUAGCUGAAGAUGGCAGGGAAUUAGAGACGGAGAAGCAGAAGAUCCGAAAAUUAGAGACAAGGCUUGCUGGAGUGGAUGUGGAUGACGCAGACUCGAAGCUUAUCGGAAAGCUUUGCACUCUCGAUCCAGCAGGUGUGUGCCGUCGUCCACCAGAUAGUUUCUUCAUUGAUCUCAAGAAGUUGAAUGAGGAUUUAGAUUUGUCUCGAUCGUUGUGCGAAUGUCGUGAUCCGGAUAUAUUAGCGGAUAUUGCGCGUUCUGAGGGAAGUGCGUGCGCAUUGCCAGCAAUUAUGAAUUUGGUGGAAUCGAAUGCGAGUGCCAUUCUUUAUUUACCGCUGGAAUGUAUCUGUGAAUUGUUCCUUCACUAUCUUCUGGUGUCCUCAUCGUCGAUGUCGAAUAUCAAAAAACCAUCCAACGAAAAACUGAAUGCAUUACGGCAACGUUUACGUGACUCAUUGAGAGGCGCAUCAGCGAAUGAUGAGAGUGUUAUGGAAACAAUGCAAUUCAUCGCAACGAGACUAAGUGCGCAUUCAUCGUUGGAACGAUCAAUAGCUGCCUAUGCCUUGUCGCUUUUCCUACAGCCGGACGCAAAUGCAACGAUACUUCCAGUCAAUGUUGACGCCUCACCAACUGCGUUUCUUCACAUGAUCAAUUCAUUCGAUUCGUUGAAGAAUCGCAUUUGCAUCCUGCUAGCAAAGUUGUGUCCCGUAGAAACGAAAUCGUCUCGUUUGACCGAAUACAUCGAUUUUCUUAUUGCGUACUCGGAUGAUUCAAUCAGUCAUUUGAUAGCACAUCAACUCUCGAACGUUGUUGAUGACUGUUUACACGACGCGUGUGAGGAUGUACAGCUGCAUGCAUCUGCGAUUCGUUUCUUUGAUCAGUACGUUAAAACUGCAUCAGCGCAAUCGACGUGUUCUUCCGAAUUAAUGCAACAAAAUUUACCCGCUGAUGCGAAAAAGAUUAUCGUCGAAUUCAAUAUUUCUUCGAAGGAGAACCGAUCAGCCGAAAUGAUUUUGUCGUCAUUCGGUGCCAUCAUUCAACUGCUGUGUAGUAGGCAUGUUGAUAAAAGUAGCAGUGCUCGAAACGCUUUGAUGGAUUUAUUCUUUCCAUCUCAUGGACAUAGGCCAAAGGUGGUCAACGCAGACGGUAUUGAAUUGUUAACGCCUUCGCUCAGAUUAAAAAUGUUGUGCGCCGAAGAUGAGCGUAUUGUGAACGUUGCAUUGAGCGAAAUGAACGAGGACGAUGCGCUGAAAAUGGUGCAGUCAUUCGGCUUAACCUUAUACAGUUGUACGAAAUUGUUUGAGAUACUCGAUAAGGCGAAUUUUUCACUUGAGGAACCUUUGCUUUCGAAUGCUCGUAAAGCGGCACCGUUCAUCCGAGCUUAUAAACGGAAAGGUGCCCUCGGUGGCGAUAAGUUUAUCGGACGUCUUUCUGAACGUUUAUCACGAAAUGCAGCACUUAAGAUGGAAGUGGAUGAAGGAAACAACGUUGAAAUCGUUCACAAACCACCACCAAUGUUAUCAGAUAUGUAUCACUCUGAUGUUGGCACUCAACAAACACUCUCAAAUGAACAAGCCUUAACACGCAAUAGUUGUGAUGUUCCUCAGUGGUUUGUUGCGUUAGCUCAAUUGAUCAAUAACGUGGAUUGUGCUCGUUCAAUAAUUGCUUUAUUGAAGAAGAAAUUCACAUUGCUGAAUAAUACAAAUGUGGUCAUUCCUGUCAUCAAUACACUGUGCGCAAUGCAAGGGAAGAAUGAUCAAGUGAAAAGCGAUCUAGAUGGUUUAUGUCAGUUCAUUGCGAAGAAAGCAAAUAUCUCAGAAAUUGUGAAAUCACUCCUCAAGCGAAGUGAUGAACGACGUUCGUCAUGUCAUAUUCAACGCAAAUCCAUAAACAGUCUUUCGGCUGAAGAAAUCCUCAAAAUCCUUGGUGCUUCCUCGUCUGACGAAUACGACAUAUCAGCACUGAUAAGCCGUUUCUUGUGUCUUUGUCCAGAGCUGGUAUCGCCAUUCGACGGCGAUAACGGACAGGAAAUGGACGGCGGUGCUAAACGACACGAGAUACUGACACUGCUGUUCGGAGCACGAUCGCGCCAUCUCGAGUACCUUAUCUCACUGAUGCCGACGAGAUGCUCCUCCAAAACGAUCUCAUCAAUUAUCGGUUCCAUUCUCGAUUCACACAGUCCGAGCGUUUCGAGUGGAUCAGUGCUGGCGGCAGUGAUGAACAGCCUUUCGCUGGCUGAUCCAAAUCCACUCACUUACGCAAGACGAUUCGUUCUUGCGGACUACAUUAUUGAUGAGGUUGAUUAUGAUCCAUCCACUUUGUCUUCCAUCGUUAAAUUCAUCGAUCGAAUCACUUCUUCGAAAGACGAAUUGGUUUAUUGUUUGUUUUCUGCAUUUUCCGACGUUUUAUCGUCAUCAGCAACAUUCGCACGACGGAGACAAGUGGUUCUAUCAAUAAUUAAAGAAUUUUCGAUUCGAUAUCCAGAAGUGAGUGUUGAAGAUGGUCGUGUUAAAUUGGGCUGGAUGCGUGCACUGAAUGGCGAGGAUGCGAUAACACAUCAACUCAUCAUGGACCUGUUCGAGAGUGCGAAUGCUUCUCCGAACUGUGCACAGCAUUACAUUUCACUAUUGACCCAACUCUCGAAGGCACAACCGGUGAUGAUCAUCAGGCAUUUGUCGUUGAUCAGCUCAUUGCUGUUAUCCGUAUCACGCUUACCACUGCGUCAACUCAAAGCGAAGUACAAAGCAUUCUUGAUGUUCGUUAUGGAUCUUCUUCUCAAGAUGUCAUCUGAUAUUGAGGCAAUCACUGAGGCAUCGACUGCAAUCGAGAGCAUUCUCGGAUCUUUUUUUCGCAUUUUCGAUGGUAACAUCAAAAGUCGUUUCUGGUCACCGUUGAUUAUGAAACUGCAGAAAGUUUGUCUUCUUUUCAUAGAAUCAAAUGCCGAUCGCGGCCAUAAACUGUUAUCGUCUCACUUCGAUGUUAUCUCUCAGCUCGUCACCAAUUUCGAAUCGACGCCGGGCAGUGUUCUCUCGGAUGUUCUCAUUGUAGCACGUCGUUCAUCCGGUGACUGA